AUGGAAAACAAUCCACCCCGCAAAAAGGUCGCCGUCGUUGGCACGGGAAUGGCAGGGCUCAUAAUUGCCUAUAUUCUUAAAAAUGAUCCUCGUCAUAGAUUUGAAGUGGAGGUCUUCGAAAAGCAAGACAAACUUUCCCUUGAUUCCGCUUCACACUCGAUCUCGUCCCAAGGUGGCGAAGGCGAAAAGCAGGAACAUCUCGAUCUUCCCAUGCGCGCCAUCGCCGACGGUUACUACGAAAACUUAAAGCGAAUGUACGAUUAUUUCGGGAUCACAUACGGUUCGCGCCGGUUUAUUUACUCCCUAUCAACGUUGUCGGACAAUUCGUACGACCAAGUCAGCCCGUACUACGUCCAUUCGUCGAACAACCACCAAAUACCUCCCCUGCGUCCAGAGGGCCUAUCAUGGACUAGGUGGCUGUUUGAAACGUGCUAUUUAGCUCUUUGUUAUUACUGGUUCACUGCCUGCUGUUUCUUCGUCGCGCCAAGGACGUUCGAGUCAUCUGGUGCAGAGGAAUCUCUGCGUCAAUAUGUGGAGAGGAUUUGUUUGCCUUGGUACUAUGUGAAGUAUUACUUGCUGCCGAUGAUGUCAAGUGUUACGACUUGCUCCCACGAUGCGUUAUUGGAUUUCCCUGCUAUUGAUGUGGUUGAUUACGAAAGGAGGACGUUCCGCAAAACACACUAUACCGUUACUGGUGGAGUGCAGCGCGUGGAGAAAGAGCUUUCUAAGGGCAUGAAGAAUCGGCUUGCUACAAAGGUCACGUCUGUCGAGAAUGUAGGGACAGAAGUCAAAGUCUCUUGGACCGACACUCUCGACGGCCAAAAUCAUUCGAAGCUGUUUGACCAUGUGAUUCUUGCUGUGACACCAGAUGUUAUCGGCGCAAUUUUCGAGCCCCUUCGGAGUGCAGUGGCAGCGGUCCCCACAACCACCGUGCAGAUUGUUAUCCACCGCGACUUUUCCAAGAUCAUCGAUUGCAGCAAGUCUCUCUGGAGACAGAUUGCUUCCAACCGAUCCGACUCAGCCCCCCAGCCAUUCCAUAUCUGCUCGAAUGGAGAGGCAACCGAGGCAACCCAUGAACACCCAUCAGCCUAUCUUAUUACCAACUACCCCAUUGCCCCAAUAGACCCUGAGAAGAUUGUACAUACCGCCACCCUCACCCGAGUUCUGCGAUCACCCACCAGCAGACAUAUUGUCAACAGCAUAUUCGGAACGAGGGUCCCGGGUCAAGAAAAGAGCCAACUUUGGCAAAAUGGUGAUGGAAAUGUCUGGCUGGUUGGCAGCUGGUGCUGGGAUGGUAUGGUCCUCCUUGAGGGCUGUGUUGGCUCCGCUAUGAGAGUGGCGAAUGCACUUGGUGUUCAAGUGCCUUGGAUGCAAUAG
Penicillium antarcticum is the source of this 1377-nucleotide messenger RNA. RefSeq lists its product as uncharacterized. Lineage: Eukaryota; Fungi; Ascomycota; Eurotiomycetes; Eurotiales; Aspergillaceae. The transcript has 2 exons. Gene Ontology annotation, molecular function: oxidoreductase activity. The record is from RefSeq and is a predicted model, not a curated record. The coding region runs from base 1 to 1377 and encodes 458 amino acids.